GUGUUGCUUAGUUUCCUUGCGAUGGAGCGUGCAACAGUCAAAGGGCGGGUGAAGUAUUCUAAAACUUCCUGCUAUCUAUGCAGCGAGUGGUUGGAUGAUAAUGCUGUCGAGAAACAUUUGCUAUAUUGCCGUCAGCAACAAAUCGUGUGCCCAAAUCGUUGUGGUGCGAUCGUACAGCAUAAAACGCUGCAGCUACAUCUGAACAGUUGUCGUGCGAGCUACGGUGAGCCGAAAACGAGUAAGAACAUCCACAAAACCACUGCGAGAACAAGUAACACCAUGUCGCAGAAUGAACAAAACGACGAAACUAUUGUUAAUGAUGUGCUGACUGUAGAAGAUCUCAUAUUCUCUUUGGAGAAAUCCAUACGUGAAAUUAGGUAUGCUAUUUCCGGAAUAAACUUCCGUAUGUAUUAUGUGGAAGAGCGAGUGGAUGGACUGGCUAAAGCUUGCAAUGGACUGUCUGCGAAGCUGUGCGAAAUUGCUGCUACCGGCGGCGAAGAAAUAAAUCAGGAACUGGAGGACAUAAAGGCUAAGUUGUCGCGUCUCGCAAUUUCGCCAUCCCUUGGCAACAUUAUUGGUGGAUCGGAAACGUCACCAAAACCUGUCGAGGAUGCACGCGCUCCAGCCGAAUUGGCGAUUUAUGAAACAAAAAUUAAAGAGCUAGAACAACAAGUAUUGAAAUAUCGCCAGGAGAACUAUUAUACAAAGAAGCGUGUGGAUGAUAUCCAGUCCCACCUUAAGAUGGCCUAUUAUCAAGCGGGUCUGGCAAGCCAAAAUGGGCGCAUUAUUUGGCGCAUAAACGAGUUUGCGAAGUGCCUGGCAGAUGCCAAAGAGUUCGGCGUAAUGAUGCGCGGUCCUAUCUUUAGCCAUACUCAGAAUGGUUAUAUUCUGCAGGUAGAGGUAGGCCUCGAUGGCAUAGGCAACUGGCGUGGCCGGAAUAUGGUGAUCGGUGUGGUAGUGCAGCCGGGGCCCUACGAUACCUUGCUGAAAUGGCCGUGUCGACUGAAUGCCACACUUAUUCUGCACGACCAGGCAGAUGAUCGCGAACAUAGGAAAAACAUUAUAAAGCCCCUGGUGGUUAAACAAAAAUUGGAAGCGGAACGUUCGAAGCAAUACGUGCACAUUGCGCACGAAACCUUGCGCGGUUGCAGUUACGUCCGGGACGAUUGCCUCAUGCUGGAGGUUAUAAUAGAAAGCGAGGUUGGCUCUAGCAGCAAGUAGGCAAGUCAGCAUGGUAGGGUUUUUGUAUUUCAUCUGUAACGGGCGCAUCAUUAUUCUCACACUGCCACGCAGCACUAAUCUUACCAACCACACUCAUCCUGCUGGGCACGCCUGAAAGAAUGCUCUUACAAAUUUCCUACCGUCCAUUUGUUUGAUGGGUU
This is a messenger RNA of Anopheles moucheti, 1382 nucleotides long. RefSeq names its product TNF receptor-associated factor 3 (gene Traf-like). The transcript is spliced from 4 exons. The record is from RefSeq and is a predicted model, not a curated record. The coding region runs from base 22 to 1221 and encodes 399 amino acids. NCBI's taxonomy places the organism in Eukaryota, Metazoa, Arthropoda, Insecta, Diptera, Culicidae. Gene Ontology annotation, biological process: tumor necrosis factor-mediated signaling pathway; positive regulation of JNK cascade; regulation of canonical NF-kappaB signal transduction. Gene Ontology annotation, cellular component: cytoplasmic side of plasma membrane; plasma membrane signaling receptor complex. Gene Ontology annotation, molecular function: tumor necrosis factor receptor binding; ubiquitin protein ligase binding.